Molecule: messenger RNA, 1509 nt
Organism: Macrosteles quadrilineatus (aster leafhopper)
Lineage: Eukaryota; Metazoa; Arthropoda; Insecta; Hemiptera; Cicadellidae
Exons: 1
Coding region: 1-1488 (495 amino acids)
Molecular function (GO): nucleic acid binding; zinc ion binding
Source: RefSeq, a predicted model, not a curated record
AUGAAUGUGUACCAUUUAAGGAAGAAAGAAGUAGAGUAUGAACUUAGAAUUAGAGGGUUAUCUUCUGAUGGCAAUGCGAAUGAAUUAAGAAAGCGUUUACAACAAAGUGUUGCAAACAAUGAUGAAGUUAGUGUAGCAGCUGUGAAUUCUCUAGAUGUCGCUGAAGAAUUGGAAGAAUGUGAGUCUAAACUUGAGGACUUGUCAGCAAACGUGGCAGAUUAUGAAGGGAACUUUACGGAUAAUGAAUAUCACCGGAUAGUAGCUCGCUUGUGGCAUCUUUAUUUGAGAAUUGGGCGUAUACCUGGAACAGCAGGAAGUGAUGAUGAGCAAGAGAAAACUAAAACUGAACUAGAAGUAAAGACAAAGGAGCUUUUAGAUACAUUCAAAGACCAAGGAACUUCAACCAAGAAUAUUGGAGCGGACCAACCCACCAAGAUUGUAGAUGAGACCUCUACUACACCUUCAACCUUGAUGCGGAAGACAGAAGAUGGUAGUUCCUCAGUGAAGACCCAGAUGUCUUUGACACUUCCAACAAGUAAUGCUGCAAAUAAUAAAGAUGGUCUGCCGCAACAACGACCACUAUCUCCCCUGCCUCAAAAGAUAGACAUUCCGAAUAAACAGCCUGAUCAGAGAAAUUCAGUUAACCUAUCUGGUAACACCGAUCAAGAGAAGUCUAGCCCUAGCAAUCGCCCUAAGUAUGUCCCUGUGUAUAAGUGGGGGCUGAAAUUUGAUAAUAAUGCUGGAUCAAGUGUAGCCGCCUUCUUAGAGAGAGUUGAGGAACUGCGCAGAGCACGAGGUGUUACUCACAGCGAAUUGUUCGAAUCAGCUGUAGAUCUUUUCUCGGGUUCAGCUCUUGUAUGGUAUCGAGCCUCGACUAGUAGGAUUCACUCAUGGCCUCAGUUGUGUAAGGAAUUGCGAGAUGUCUUCCAGCCUCCCGAUUAUGAUUUCCGUCUCCAACAAGAGAUCUUCAACCGUAUCCAAGGAGAACAAGAACCAAUAGACUUAUAUAUGGCUGCCAUGGAAGGCUUGUAUGAGAGACUAUCAGUUGAAAUUCCGGAAACAAGUCGCCUAGCGCAAAUAUUUAAUAAUUUGCACCCUCAACUACAAGACAGACUUGCCCUACUAGACAUCAAGAGUUUGGAUGAAUUGCGUCUCAUGGGUCGAAGAGCACAAGCGGGACGUCUUAGAACUUCAAAACCAAGACCUUCGCCUAGGAGUGAGACUACAUUGGAACCUGACUUGGCAUAUCAAGAGCCAUACCGACACAGAAGAGUGACUGGAGAGCGAGUAGCCAGUAUCCAUCAAAGUCCAUCAGGAGACAACUUCCCCUUUACUUGUUGGAACUGUUCUAUGAGAGGACACCGAUUUAGAGAUUGUACCCGACCGAAGAAGAGAUUCUGCUAUGGAUGUGGAAAAGAUAAUAUUUUAAAGAAAGAUUGCCCUUCUUGUGUUUCAAAAAACGGACUGAGCCGGGAGUCAGCUACAUAACUGAGGCUGAUUCCCAAGAAC